Paraglomus brasilianum is the source of this 321-nucleotide messenger RNA. The record is from the annotation of a GenBank genome assembly. Lineage: Eukaryota; Fungi; Glomeromycota; Glomeromycetes; Paraglomerales; Paraglomeraceae.
AUGGCUCUGAUGGUUGGUGAUCAUGUUCCUUCUGAUAAUUACAGUUCAAAGAAGAGGAAGAGUUCUUCGAAACGGAUCAGUAGCAAAAAGAGAGUGACUGCAUCAUCUUCCAAAGGAAUCACUACAACAGGUGAAUACAUAGAUGGUGGAACCUUUGGAAAUUAUGAUGGUCAAUCCGUGACAUGGAAGACCUGCGAUGCGUAUAAUGAGCAAGAAACGACGAAAAUGCUAAAACAUGAGGUCAUACUGUUCCACGUUUACUCUAUAAUAAUUAAGGACGCCUAUAAUGUUGAUCCGACAAAACUCACUAAAAGAUAUUAA